AUGCCCAGAGACGACUUGUCGAUUGAUUUCGUCAAGAGGAUGCCUCCAGCCGAAGCUGUGGAUCCAGGGGUGAUCCUCGACGACUGGAUCAACCGCGUACAGAAUCUACCAGAAGAGAUUCGUUUCUGCCACGAUGAGAUUGCAGACAGAGACCGCCAAUACAACGAACAAAUACGAAUAAUCGAAGAUCGGGACGCGAAGAUCCAGAAACACAUCAAGGCGCAUGGCAGCCAUGAGCCAAAUCCGAAGGAGGAGGGGCUCCGGGCACAAAUACGCGAAGCCUACGAGCGAGCCGACAAGAUCCAACUAGAGAAGAUCAAACUUGUGCAGAACUCGGCACUCAUAAUGGAUAAGCACAUCAAGACCUUGGAUUAUCAGAUCAAGCAACUCUACGACCGCAGCGAACACGGUUUCUCAAACCCCGACGAGCUCCCAUCACUCAUCCGACCAAGCGCUGCCAAUAAAACUGCUACCUUCAGACCAAUGCCCACAGGUGGCAACAUAGCUCCAGGUCCUGCUGCAGCCGCCGCUACUGCUCCUCCGAAUGGCGCUGCGUCGCCUGCGCUCAAUCGAUUGCCCGGUCACGCCAAUGUCCGAACCACCCAAACUCAGCAGCAGCUACAACAGCACGCCUCCUCGGCACCGGCUACUCCAGCUGCCAGUAUGAUUCUUAACCGCCAGCAACGCGAAGGCUCUACUGGCCCUGCGACAAAAAGGGGGGUCCGUGUCAGCUCCGGUCUCGGAAACGUACCGGUCGCCUCCAGCGGACUCGCCAGGCAUUCUUCCCUCGGUCCUGGCACGCCCAAAGGCGCGCCUGCGGGCGGUCAGGGCGGCGCUUCGAGGGCUGGCAGUGUCGGUCCGAAGCCAAACUCUGCAAAAACAACGGCGGGCAGUGGCUCGCGACGUGGAACACCUAUCGGAGUCGUACGCAAAAAAGCAGCCAGCAAAUCAUCGCUUUCGCGGGUCAAGAAGGCCUCCAACAGGAACUCGCCGGCAUCUACAGCGGAUAGUGACCUCUCUGAUGCUGUUAGCGGGAGCGACGUUGACGAUGGCGAGCACCGCUCAAGGGGGACUCCGGCUGGUGAUGGCAAAGAUGCCGACGGCGACGACGCUGUUCUGGAUGCGGACGAGGACGAGGACGAUGGUAACGAUGACCGGAAAUAUUGCCUGUGCAACAAUGUAAGCCAUGGCGACAUGGUUGCGUGCGACAACGACGAUUGUCCAUAUGAAUGGUUUCACUGGUCCUGUGUUGGCCUCAAAAGCGAGCCGAACGGGACCUGGUACUGCCCCGUGUGCUCUGAGAAAUUUAGGAAAGGGAGGUGA
Emericellopsis cladophorae is the source of this 1323-nucleotide messenger RNA. Its product is annotated as Inhibitor of growth protein 3. The transcript has a single exon. Gene Ontology annotation, biological process: regulation of DNA-templated transcription. Lineage: Eukaryota; Fungi; Ascomycota; Sordariomycetes; Hypocreales; Bionectriaceae. Gene Ontology annotation, cellular component: Rpd3L complex; nucleus; Rpd3L-Expanded complex. The coding region runs from base 1 to 1323 and encodes 440 amino acids. The record is from RefSeq and is a predicted model, not a curated record.